AUGGAAGAUAGAAAUUCGGAUUUUCGUGCAAUGCUUAUUAGCAUUGCUAUUAGUUUGGACCAAAAAGAACUUAAAACCUUGAUAUUUUAUGCUAAAAUUAAACGUAAUUUAGCAGAAACCAUACAUCAGGUUACAGAUCUGUUUCAAAUACUGGAGGAGAGACAAGAUUUAAAACCAAAUGAUUUGAGUUAUUUUAGAAAGAUGAUAUCAGUAUUAGAAACUCGCAGAGAUUUAUUAAAAAUUAUUGAUGAGUAUGUGAGAGAUAAUGAAAUGGUUGAUGGAGAUGAUGGAAAAUGCUCAAAUCAUCUUGAAGGUCCACAACAAAAUCAUGAUUCAGGUGAUAAAUAUCCCAUCAUGGCCAGAUUGAAUGCAGAAGUUUUAGCAGACCGGAAAUUGAAGCAGAAGGAAGAUAUUUUGGAUUGCAACAGAGAUGUCAUUGAGAGAAAAGGUAGAGGUGAACUACACGAAAGAUGUGAGCAGAUGCAAGAAAUAUAUGAGCAGCUACAAGAAGGAUAUUAUCAACUAGGUGAAAUCAGACAGCAAAUACAGGGUGGCAUUGAGAGAUUCGAUAGUAUGAUGAACAGAAUUUCUAAAUUUUAA
Messenger RNA from Lottia gigantea (owl limpet), 600 nucleotides. RefSeq lists its product as hypothetical. Gene Ontology annotation, biological process: regulation of apoptotic process. NCBI's taxonomy places the organism in Eukaryota, Metazoa, Mollusca, Gastropoda, Lottiidae. Gene Ontology annotation, molecular function: protein binding. The record is from RefSeq and is a predicted model, not a curated record. Bases 1 to 600 code for a protein of 199 amino acids. The transcript is spliced from 2 exons.